GGUCUAUGGCCGUCUUCUGAAGGGCAAUACCAGAGAGGCCUCAGCACUCCUGAAGAACAUGGGUUUGAUGUGAAGCAGCAGUUGCAUAAGAUAUGUUUCUACACGGCUGAUAAACACGUGCGAGAUUUGCUGGUCAAAGUUUUACAAGAAGAAAAUUAUUUUUCUGAAAAAGAGAAGAAAAUGAUAGACUUUGUGCAUCAGGUUGAAAGCUUGUACUCGGAGUCCUUCCAAGAAAAUAAAGAGAUGCAAUCUCUUUCCAGUGUAAAGAACUGGAGACAGGAACAAGACUCUUCCAAACAUUUGGCCACUCUGGAGUCACUGUUGGAUCACGAUGGACGCCGGGUUCCCAGCAGGGAGGUCAGGGUGAUGCUGAACUGGGCUCAGUGGUGGGAUGAGCUCCUUCGAGAUCUGAUUCUUCUCCCCAGAAAACAAGGCCAAGGGCUUGCCACAUGUAACCCUGAGGCUCUUUGGAUGCACCUGACAGCCCAGCACGACUGGCUUAAAAUCACUUCAUGGAUUGAAGAAUGUGAGCCCAACCACAGUUCAUGUGGCCAAAGUAAAUGGCCACCCCUGACUGCAAGCAUUGUCGACCAAAACACGUUGUGUAGUGGCUACAUGAGAAAUGAUAUCUUGAACAAGCUGGCCAGAAAUGGGAUUUUUGUCCUUUCUGAAUUGGAAGAUUUUGAACUUCUGCUCCAAAGAUUGGUUUCCCUCGGAGGAGUUCUGCAAAAUCCUCACCCCGUCCCAAAGUACAGCACUGCCAGUGGCUUGGACUUCCAUGCUCGUUUUGUCCUUCACUGCUUAGAACACAAUUUGCAGUAUAUGUUAUACACAUACCUAGAUUACUACAGCUUAACUCCUUCCAACUGCCCUAUUUUGGAUGACAAGGAACUGCAUGAAGCACAUCCCUGGUUUGAAUUCCUCGUGCAGUGCAGAGGGGUUGCCAGUAACCCACGAGAUCCAAAGAUGAUUUUUCAGGCGAGUCUAGCAAAUGCUCAGAUCUUGAUUCCUAGUAAUCAAGCCAGCGUGAGCAGCAUGCUGCUGGAGGGACGUACACUGUUAGCUCUUGCAACCACCAUGUAUGCACCUGGAGGCAUUGAUCAGGUUCUUCAGAAUGAAGAUACAGAGAAACCACUAAAGAAAGUUGAUCCUCAGCUCUUAAAAAUGGCAUUGAGCCCUUACCCCAAACUCAGAGCUGCUCUUUUUCCCCCUUGCACCUCUCAUGGAAUUUUGCCAUCUGACAUCUCCCUUUACCACCUUGUUCAGUCAUUAGUGCCCUUUGACCCCAGUAAGUUAUUUGGCUGGCAGUCGACAAAUACCCUUGCUGUAUCAGAUGCAUCAAGUGACCUUCCUCAUUUCUCAUCCCCUGAACUGGUGAACAAAUACGCCAUAAUGGAACGACUGGACUUUUUGUACUACCUGCGCCAUGGGCGUCCAUCUUUUGCCUUCGGAACAUUUUUGGUCCAGCAGUUGGUCAAGAGCAAAAGCCCCAAACAGCUGAUUCAGCAAGCAGGAAAUGAAGCCUUUCUUCUGGGCCUCUCUUUCUUCAAUACGCCUUCAGUAGCAGCUGCCUGCGUGUGCUUUCUGGAGCUGCUUGGGCUCAGCAGCCUCAAACUGAGAGUUGAUAUUAAGGUUGCAAACAUGAUAUUCAGUUACAGAACCAGAAAUGAGGAGUCUCAGCACAAUCAAAUAAGGGAAUCUUUGGUUGAACAGUUAAUGAGAUUGGCUGAUGGUGAAAAAGCAGCAACAGAAGAAGUUCUUAAAUCCUUAGAAGAAGCCUUUUGGGAUUCAAUUGAGCAUCAAGGAAUAAAGAGGACAUCCAGCGACUCCAGACGGCAGUGGUCCUUGGUGAUGCAGUUCUGCAAACUCCAUACGACGAAACUGAGCACCUCAUACCUGAAGGAGUGUGCUAAAUCCAACGACUGGCUGCAGUUCAUCAUCCAAGCCCAGCUGUACAGCUAUAAGCCAGAUGAGGUCACGUCUGUCCUUGAAGGCUUCGCUCCCGUUAUACAGCAUCACCUGAUGUUGGCUCUGGAGAAGUCACCGCUUCUGCACGGCGCUGCGGGGGGUCCUGAGGGCAGCACUGGGAGCAGACAUGCAGACGGUCUCUUCCAAAUCCUUUUCCGGUGUCAGGAGGGCCCCAGUGCUUCGUGUCACCUUUUGGCUGAAGGACUGAGAGACCACGCUCCCAUUCUGAGUGUUUUAGCAGCGUGUUUCCCUGAGGCUGACAUUAUUCACUGUCUCUGUGUCUGGAUAAUUACCAGUGUGGAUAAUGUUACCAGAUCUGAAGCAACAAAACAUAUUCAGAGCUCAGUAGAAAAUCACAAGUGGGAUCUUCAUGACCUGUCACUUAUCUGGAAAGUGUUUUUAAGAAAGCAAAAAUGUCAAACACUUAUAAGGGGAUUCCAGCUCUUUUUAAAGCUUAAGAGCGGCGAUGGACCGGCAGCUUCUCAAGUCCCUGUGCAGUGGCUGGAAUCACAGGCCUUGUUUCUUCUGGAGUUGAUGCUGCAGCAGUGUAGGACAGAAUACGAAUUGGGAAAGCUCUUACAGCUGCUUGCUGCAACAGAUGAUCUCCUGCUUGCUGGCCCUCAUGUGAAGAAACUCUGUGCGCUCAGUGAGAUCCUGAAGGGUUCCUCCGUGUCCAUUAAUCCCUCCAUGCUGACCAGAUUCAGCCCAGAAACGUUUCAGAAUGAGUGCAGAUCAAUUCUGGAGCAGCUCCAAGAGAAAGGAAUGUUCUCUCUGGCUCGGAAGGUGGCAGUGCUGGCUGAACUGCCUGCAGACAGCGUGGUUACCCGAGAGAUUCUAAGAGAUCUACAUCUUUUAAGAGACAUGGGAGAGUGGGAUCAAGAUCAGAUAAGAAUUAAAUUCUGGAAAAAAUGUAACGACAGCUUCAUGAAAAAUUCCAUCUCCAGCCAAGCUGCAUCGGAUUUCUUUUUGAAUCAGGCCAACGUGGUGGUUGAAUCCUCAGUUCAGGAGAAGAUAAAGAGCAUUACAGAGAGACAUUUGCUGCUUACCCUGGCUGGCCAUUGGCUAGCCAAGGACGUCUCGAUGGCGCUGGACAAACUAGAAGAGAUAGAGAAAGAGAUCUGGAUUUGUCGUAUCACACAGCAAACUCUGUCCGCAGAUGAGGGGUCAGGCAGGUCGAGGUGCUCCUCCUGUGCUGCAGUGAAUGGGGAUUUUACUUUUGACAACUUGGCCAAGGAGUUUUCUUUUUCAAAGCUACCUGCUCUGAACACACCAAACUACUUAAAGGUGGAGGGUCUGGAAUUCAGGGAGUGUCAGCAGACCUUGGCUGGUGAUGAGGAGGCGGCGCUCAGGUUUCUGCUCGGAUGCCUUCUCGAUGAAGGGAGCGUGCACGAGGCCAGCCGUGUGUGUCGCUAUUUCCACUUCUACAGCAGAGAUGUUUCACUGGUGUUGCACUGCAGAGCCCUGGCCUCGGGGGAGGCUGACCUGGACAAACUGCACACAGAUAUUCAGGCUCUUGUAGCAGCAGAGAAGACGCAGGAAAGCAGCGCGUCGCAGCAGAGCAGAGUCCCGAGCACAUCCAGCUUAGAGGACUGGACGCACAUUGCAGACCCAUCUCUGGAUGAUCAGAUCGUCCUCAGUCUGAAGGCUCUCACAGAUGAAUGUGUCCAUGGGAGGAACUACUGCAGACAGGUUCUCUGUCUGUACGAACUUUCUAAGGAACUGAACUGCUCCUACAGUGAGAUGUCAGCCCUUGACCCUGAAAAAGUGCUUCGAGCCAUUCUGUCCUCCCAGCAGGCAGAGCGGUGCAGGAGGGCUCAGGCAUUCAUCACCACACAGGGCCUGCAGCCCGAAACUGUGGCAGAGCUGGUGGCCAAAGAAGUCGUGCAGGAGCUGCUGGCCUCUUCAGAAGGAAAAGGACAGAAGCAGGUUUCCAACCCUGCAGCUGAGAGCCAGGCGUUCCUGCAGCUCGCCAAGCUGUGCCAGGACCACACGCUGGUGGGCAUGAAGCUGCUGGAGAAAAUUUCCUCUGUGCCACGUGGGGAACUGUCAUGCAUUACAGAACUGCUGAUUUUGGCCCAUAAUUGCUUUAGUCUGACUUGCCACAUGGAAGGAAUCACCAGGGUCCUGCAGGCAGCACGGCUUCUCACAGAUGAGCAUUUGGCACCUAACGAUGAGUAUGGACUUAUGGUUCGUCUGCUCACUGGGAUUGGCAGAUACAAUGAGAUGACCUACAUAUUUGAGCUGCUGCACGAGAAGCAUUACUUUGAGGUGCUCAUGAGAAAGAAGUUAGACCCGAGUGGGACACUGAAGACAGCGCUGCUGGAUUACAUCAAGCGCUGCCGCCCAGGGGACAGUGAGAAGCACAACAUGAUCGCCCUUUGCUUCAGCAUGUGCCGGGAAAUUGGAGAGAAUCACGAGGCUGCUGCUUGCAUACAGCUGAAACUCAUUGAGUCUCAGCCGUGGGAGGAGUCUCUUCAGGAUGUUGCAAACUUAAAGAAACUGCUGAUGAAAGCUCUGACCCUCUUCAUUGAUGCAGCAGAAAGUUACUCUAAGGACUCCUGUGUCCGCCAGGCCCUGCGCUGCCGCCGCCUCACGAAGCUCAUCACUCUGCAGCUGCAUUUUCUGAGCACCGGUCAGAGCACCAUGCUGAUUAACAGGAGCAGGCAGAACCUGAUGGAAUGCAUUGUGUCCUUGCCUCGAUUCUAUCAAGCGGCUGUUGUGGCCGAGGCAUAUGAGUUUGUUCCAGAUUGGGCUGAAGUUCUGUACCAACAAGUGAUCGCUAAGGGAGACUUCACUUACUUAGAAGAAUUCAAACAACAGAGACUGCUGAAGCCUGCCCUGUUUGAGGAGAUUGCUAAGAAGUGUAAGCAGCACCCACCCACUGACGGUGCUCUGAGAAACCUGAAGAGGCUGCUGGCUUACUGCGAGGACAUCUCCACGUACUACAGGCUGGCCUAUGAUAACAAGUUCUACGACGUGGUCAAUAUGCUCCUGAAGGACGCGCAGACUGGAUGCUGCCUUAACGACAUGUUAUCCAACUAGAAGCACACACCAGCACCACAGCCUGCAUGGUCAGUAGGGUUCUACUACGUAACAGUAACUCCAGAAAAAUGGUGAUGGUUGUAAAUAUUUAAAAGGUUGAUGCUGUCUUAACCUGAAGGUGUUCUGUACAAUAAAUCCUACCCUUUCCAAAUACCUGACUGAUGGCAAAUAUGGGCUGGUACAACUGGCCCUGGACCUCAGGGAUCCGCAGAGCGUUAGGAACUGGGGGGAGAAGGGAUCACCAUAGAACUGCACCUAAACCAACAGAAAAAUGAAGUAAUGCGUCCUGCACACUGACAAUAAAAUAAGCAGAAUUAAUUGGCUCCUACGUGCUACAGA
Messenger RNA from Meleagris gallopavo (turkey), 5349 nucleotides. The record is from RefSeq and is a predicted model, not a curated record. Lineage: Eukaryota; Metazoa; Chordata; Aves; Galliformes; Phasianidae.